AAAAUGAAUAUAAUAGAUGACCUUGAAUCCCUCAAGUUUGAGUGUGGGAUUCCAGAGGAAGAGCGUUACUGGCUGUAUUUGCAUGGACGUUAUCGGGGAUUGAUGAUCAAGGGCUGUGCCCAUGCCGUCUUCUUUUGCAAAGUGUUCAGUACUUUGAGAGAACUGUUACAUCAGAGUCGCCGAACAAUACAGCCUCGGGCUGUAUCAUUUGAUGCCGCCGAUGGUGAGGAUGGGACGUUAAAGGUGGGCAUCAUUGGGUGUGGCCACCUUGGGAGGCAGCUGGCUAAAGUACUGCUGAAAAUUGUGCCCAUCCCUGCUGAGAACCUGCAGAUCUCCACUCGGAGGCCCGAGUCCUUGGUCGAGUUCCAGAAACUAGGGGUCCGGUGCUACUACGACAAUCGUUCUUUGGCGAGCUGGGCCAAAGUGUUGUUCCUCUGCUGCUUGCCAGCUCAGCUGCCUAACAUCUGCUUAGAGAUCCAAUCCAAACUUGAGAAGCCCUGCAUCGUGUACAGCUUUGUGGCCGCCAUUCCGGUACCCAGGUUGAAACUUCUACUGAACUACACCAAUAUCUUGCGGCCCCAAUAUCAGUUUUCUGAGGAUUUUGACAACAUCUGGAGAGUAAAUAAGGACAUUGCAACUGUUCUCCAAGAUCCUGUGGUUCUUCAGGGUACCUGCCCCUACAGUAGUGUUGGAGGAGUAAUCCUCAAUAUCAAAUGGCUGGAAGGGUUGUUUUAUGCGGCCAUCAAUGUCUGCACAUCAAAGAAAGUAAUUUACUCACACGUGCUGCAGCUCCUGAACCAAGUCUUUCUCUCCGUGCACUUGGAGAGCUGUGAGAAAGAAGAGUCUUGUCCUAAAUUUCAGAUAACAGACUUCAUGAACAAAAACUACGUCAGGAACUUCUUUAAUAAAAGGCCUUUUCCCUGGUUUGAUCUGACUGUUGUGCAACUCAAGGAGACUCCCUUCAGCCAGCAUCUCUCAACAACUCCUAUCCUCCAGGAACACCUUACUCUUCUAUACCGCAAAUUAUUAGGCAUCCCCGUGGUCAAAGAAGAACCACCACAGACUUCCACAGGUUCUUCACCCAAAGGAAUCAGGGCUGACAGAGAGCCAAGCACUGUGUUUGAGAAAUGUACUAAUAACGAGUGUAGAAGAAAAUAAGAGGUCUGCAUGCAUCAAUAUACUUGGGUGUAUCUAGCUUUUUGACACAACCUAGUACACUGCUUCCCCCAGAAAGCCUUUUUAACACAAAUUAUUUCUCUUCUAAUUGCUAAAUCCAAGUAAUUUUGUCAUAAUCAGACAAUCAAACAGGAAAACUUCUUUCCCUGUGACAAUAUAUAGCUAGAAAAUGA
Cricetulus griseus (Chinese hamster) is the source of this 1349-nucleotide messenger RNA. NCBI's taxonomy places the organism in Eukaryota, Metazoa, Chordata, Mammalia, Rodentia, Cricetidae. The record is from RefSeq and is a predicted model, not a curated record.